UGAAAAAGAUGAAUGAAGAUGGCGAAAGAGCGAGAGGUAAAUUUGCAAAUAAGUGAAAAAAUAUAAAGCCGGAAGUUCACUCUAAGCCAAUAGAUAAAUAAUAAAUAAAAUAAAAUAUAAUAUUUUUGAAGACAUUACAACGAAUAAUUUACAAACCGUUAUUGCUAUUUUUAACAAUUCCAUCGCGCAUUAUGAUUGCGUGAUCUCGCGGUGAGUUAUUAAACUAUUUACUAAUAUUACCUUUGACUGAUCAUGUAGCAGUCCUACUUAUAAUCCAACUUAAAUUUGUUUUUUUGUCAAUGAACCUUCAAAACAACUUAUGUAACCAUUCAAAAUGAAUCUUUUUCUUAACAAGUACACAUUUCCUCGAUAAAAAAAUGUUAUACUUUGUAUAAAUAUUAAUACCUAAUUUACUUUUCUUUAUGACUGUCUGUGUCUUAUAUCUUUAAAUACAAAUCAUCUCAAUCAAGUCACAUUUAUAUCUAUUUGCGUGUAUUAAAUCGAAUGUAACAAGCAAGAUGUAUUUUCCUGUUUUGAUAAUAUAAUGAACUACUUUUGUAACUUGUGUAAAUGAUAUAUUUUAAUGAUGCUUACCAUACAAUUUGGGCAAUGUGGAAAUCAACUAGGACAUACAUUAUUCUCAGAAGUAUCAUCUGAUUUGGAAUGUGCAAAUACAGGUGUCUCAUAUAAGGCUAAUUAUCAAUAUUCAGAAGACACAUUUAAUAAAUGGUUUAAUGGUAUAUCUAAAAGUAAUGAACGUUUGGCAAGAGCAGUUCUUGUUGAUACUGAGCAAAAGUUCUGCAGGUGGAACAGGAUCUGGUAUUGGAAGUCAUAUUACAAAACUAUUGCGUAAAGAAUAUAGUAAAAAAUCUAUUGUUACCACAACAAUAUUACCAUUUUCAUUUGGAGAAG
This is a messenger RNA of Bombus pyrosoma, 912 nucleotides long. Its product is annotated as tubulin delta chain-like. Lineage: Eukaryota; Metazoa; Arthropoda; Insecta; Hymenoptera; Apidae. The coding region runs from base 584 to 853 and encodes 89 amino acids. The transcript has 2 exons. The record is from RefSeq and is a predicted model, not a curated record.